This is a messenger RNA of Pyricularia grisea, 1821 nucleotides long. RefSeq lists its product as uncharacterized. Lineage: Eukaryota; Fungi; Ascomycota; Sordariomycetes; Magnaporthales; Pyriculariaceae. Bases 393 to 1538 code for a protein of 381 amino acids. The record is from RefSeq and is a predicted model, not a curated record. The transcript has 4 exons.
GCCAUCUGAGAGACCGGACUCGAUACGGAAAUAGGAGUGCUGCAAAGAGCAAUUCGGUACCUCUUCGUCUAACUUCUGCCUGUUAUUUAGGCUUGCGCUCCUUUCCAGGCCUGAUAAUCAAUCAAUUUACCAACUUGCGGAGCAAAUAACGGUCAAAACAACCGCCCUCCAUUUACCGUCCCGGGUGUUGCUCUUUCGAUACAUUGCGCCUGGAACUCACUCUCUUCACUCCUGACACCAACUCUAUUCGCUGCCCAAUUAUUAAGCGCACACAAUCGACGUCUUAUUGGAAGCUCUUUUGCAGCUUCUUGACCGAACCGCGACACAGGCUCCCCCGCUUCGUCGUUCAUGAAAUCGAAGCAACGGCCUAGCUCCCGGAUACCGCCUAAGAGAUGGCGCAGCUACUGCACAACUCGCCCAUAGUCAUCGACAAUGGCUCUGGUACCAUCAGAGCGGGCUUUGCGGGCGAGGACUUGCCCAAGUGCUUCUUCCCGUCGUUUGUCGGCAGGCCAAAGCACCUGAAAGUUCUUGCCGGCGCCUUGGAGGGUGAUGUCUUCAUCGGCGAGAAGGCUGCAACAGAAUUGAGGGGCCUGCUCAAGAUUAGGUAUCCCCUCGAGCAUGGAAUCGUGACGGACUGGGAUGAUAUGGAGAAGAUUUGGGGCUAUGUCUACGAAGAGGGCCUCAAGGUGUUGAGUGAAGAGCAUCCCGUACUUCUCACCGAGCCACCAUUAAAUCCGCGCUCGAAUCGCGACACUGCAGCCCAGAUUCUCUUCGAGACCUUCAACGUCCCUGCACUAUACACAUCCAUCCAGGCCGUUCUGUCUUUGUAUGCAAGCGGUCGUACCACGGGAAUUGUGCUCGACUCAGGAGACGGUGUGUCGCAUGCGGUCCCCGUAUACGAGGGUUUCGCCAUCACCAACAGCAUCCAGCGUAUCGACGUAGCGGGCAGGGACGUGACUGAACACCUACAAACCCUUCUGCGCAAGAGUGGGUAUGUAUUCCACACCAGCGCAGAGAAGGAGGUUGUCAGGUUGAUCAAGGAGGCUACGAGCUACGUGGCCCAUGAUCCCAAGAAGGAGGAAAAGGAAUGGGCCGGUGCAAAGCUGGACCCGUCAAAGAUGAUGAGCGACUACACGUUACCGGAUGGUAACAAGAUCAAGCUUGGUCCAGAAAGAUUCAGGGCACCCGAGAUUCUCUUUGACCCCGAGAUCAUUGGAUUGGAGUAUCCAGGCGUGCAUCAGAUGGUGAUCAAUGCCAUUGGAAAAACAGACCUUGAUCUGCGCAAGUCGCUCUACUCCAACAUAGUGCUAUCAGGGGGUAGCACGCUGACCAAGGGCUUUGGAGAUCGACUCUUGACCGAGGUUCAGAAGCUGGCGGUGCGAGACAUGAGGAUAAAGAUCUUUGCUCCUCCAGAGAGGAAAUACUCGACCUGGAUUGGUGGCAGUAUUUUGGCUGGAUUGAGCACUUUUAGAAAGAUGUGGGUAAGCAUGGACGACUGGCACGAGAACCCAGACAUAAUUCACACCAAGUUCAACUGAGGCGCGCCAUUUGUGGCCUGCGCACCGACGCUGAACUAUGAGGUUUAACGAUCAAACCUUCUUGGCUACUAAUUGAGAUGACUAUGCUCUACUGGUGGCUGAGGACCAGUCUCAAUGAACGUUGGAGGCUACUGUAUGGCAUAGUGAUAGCCUGUACGUUGGCGGAGGCGGCAGGUCGAGGCAGGCACAGGGAGAGGGAGUUAAUCGGCUACCGAUAUGAAGUGCGGAACCAAGAGCAGCGCCUUCAAUGCUACAAACGCUUUCAUGUAGACAACGACAGGAG